UUAAAGAGUAGUGAUUGUAAGUUUUAAUAAUGUACUUUACCGUAUGUCUUUAUUUUAUUCCUUUUUAGCUCUAUAUUUUCUCUUCCUCAGUAACUCCUCCCCUGCAUUCCUGUGUGUCUGGGCCGUGAGGAGGAGCAGCAGGAGGGAAGAAAAGGGAAGAGAGGCUGCUGGGAGCUGCCUGUGGACCCAUGAAGAAGAGAGGAGAUGAUAAACAACAAUAACAACAAAAACAACAACAAUAAAAACGAGACUCAGCUUCGGUCUUGCUGCUGCAGCUUCCACACAUAACCCACAUUUAUCCCUCGAGUCUGCACCAACAGGACGUGCCUCUGGAAGUUGUUGGGAACUUUUUUGACGGAUUUUUUCUAGCUGGGGUUUGGUCCUUCAGUCUGCAACGAAACCCUUUACGACUUGGAGGAGAGAAUAAACCAGCAAGAAAACGACCAAAGACAAAGACAGUUCGUGUGAAACCAUGGAAAUCCUAGACAGUAGUGAACAGCUUUUACACUGGGACAGGAACCUGAGUGAACUGUCUGAGGCCGGGGAGAUCGACUGUGUGCUCAACACCAAUCACUUCUCCGAGUUCCUAGAUGACCUCUCCCAGGAUGCUUUGCUCGGCCAGCUGCUCAGCGACCCCUUCCUGUCCGGAGUGAGAGGCGGCGGGGAGGCGAUGGAGGGGGAGGACGGGGGAGACUUGUCCCCGUCUUCCCCGCUGCCUCCUCACAUCACAGCUGAGCACAGCUACUCGCUCUGCGGGGACAGCCGACCUCAGUCGCCACUGUCACAUCUGACCGGAGAGCAUGGCAGUGAAGCAGAGUCUGACGGAGAUUCAGCCGAGUGGCCGAUGGAGCAGGACGAGGCCAUCGACAGCCUCCUGUGUGAGACCCCCUCCCUCCUCCCCACCCUCUCCCUCUCCCUGACCACAGCGGGGACCCCAGCACCUGAGGGCCCAGCUGUGGCCCCCGCUGCUGCUUCUCCCACCACCCCAACUCCGCCCGCAGUGAACAGCAGCAGCCUGGGCAAGGGCAUCAAGAUUAAGGAGGAGAAUAUCAUCCCACAGAUAAAACUGGAACCUCAUGAGGUCGACCAGUUUCUCAAUCUCUCACCAAAAGGUCUAGAGUCCCUUCAGAUGCCCCCCACUCCUCCCAGCUCUCAUGGCAGCGACUCAGAGGGCAGCCAGAGCCCCGUCCACGCCCCACCCGGCCUCUCCUGCCCCACCUCCCCCACCAGCCCUCCCCCAUCACAGGCCAGCCUGAAGGUGUCGCCCCGCGCCGCUUCAUGUCUCUCAAACUCCCCUCUCCUCACAGCCCCUCAUAAGCUGCAGGGGUCCGGCCCGUUGAUCCUGACUGAAGAAGAGCGCCGCACGCUGGUGGCUGAAGGUUACCCCGUCCCCACCAAACUGCCACUCACCAAAGCUGAGGAGAAGGCGCUGAAGAAGAUCCGCAGGAAGAUCAAGAAUAAGAUUUCAGCUCAGGAGAGUCGCAGGAAGAAGAAAGAGUACAUGGACACUCUGGAGAAGAAGGUGGAGACGUGCUCCAAUGAAAACCACGAGCUGCGCAGGAAAGUGGAAACUCUGGAGUGUACCAACAAGUCUCUUUUGCAGCAGCUUCAGUCUCUCCAGGCCAUGGUAGCUGGUAAAGUUUCCAAAUCCUGCAGAGCAGCCGGUACCCAGACCUCCUCAUGCUUGAUGGUGGUCGUUUUGUGUUUCGCUCUGUUUCUGGGGAGUUUUUACCCGACCAGUUUGACUCCAGGCUCCAGCAUCACUGAAACCGGCCUCACAUCCAAACAGCCGGCUGUCGAAGAGUCGUACACAGCUACAGUCAAAUCGAGGAGUCUGUUAUCGACCUUCGAGGACGAACAGCCUCACCUCCUCGGUCUGGGUGGAGAAUAUCCGGACCAAUGGGAGGACACACCAGCCGUCGUCAUGGCAGCGUGGCGUCGCUCAGAGCAACAGAAACUGGCAGUAGUGGAGCCCAGCAGGGUGGAGACACACCCGCCUUUCAGGAGUAAAAACAACGAUACACAGACAUCAAAAAACCUGCUCAUGGAUAUGCACAGGUCUCUGGAGCAGCGAGCGAAUGAGAGCAGAAGUAAAGUGAUAGAGCUGGAGCGGACGGUCAAUGAGACCUCCUGAGGGUUAUACGCACACACCCCCCCUCCUCUUAACCCCACGAUGACCUCCCCUUCCUCCUCUCUGGAGCAUGGUUCAGUGUCCUGGAGUAAACCUCAUACAGUAGUUCCCACUGCUGAUCGUUUAAGGUCAUUUUUUCUACCAUCCCUGCUCAAUCAGAUACACUGUAAUAGAAUUAAUAAAUAUUAUUAGUAGGGUGAACUAAAAGGCACUGGUUGCCUUCAUAUCUGAAGUAAAGUUGCACUGAAUAGUUUUUACAUGAGUCAACUUCCCAGUUGUAUCUGUUGUCUGAAUUAACACGCCUUAAAAUGCUGUUUAAAUUAAGUAAUUCAUAACACCUAUGAGAAAAUGUAGCAGCAUUCAGUCAAGUGUAGAAAAUUAAAAUAAGUCAAGUGGGGCUUUUUACAGGACACUGAUAGAGAACCUUUGUAUUUAUAGAAACCUUUUUUGUUUCGUUUUUCAUAAAAAUAUUGCUCUUUUUAGUUUCUUUUAUUGUUAAAUGUUUUUAUUUCAUUCCAGUGACGCAAACAUGCAAUUUUGAUAUUCUUUUAUGUUUAUAUUGUAUUUUUAUUCUUUUAUAUAUUGUACAUUUUUUCUUUGCCUGAGGGCUUAGCUUGGGUUUCUGUGCUAAUUUCUGACAAGAAUAAAGAAUUUAAUUUGUUUUUGUAUUAAACCAAAAAUAAAUAUUGUAGCUCCUGCUUGUA
Molecule: messenger RNA, 2835 nt
Organism: Cheilinus undulatus (humphead wrasse)
Lineage: Eukaryota; Metazoa; Chordata; Actinopteri; Labriformes; Labridae
Gene: creb3l2
Product: cAMP responsive element binding protein 3-like 2
Exons: 12
Coding region: 473-2134 (553 amino acids)
Biological process (GO): regulation of transcription by RNA polymerase II
Molecular function (GO): DNA-binding transcription factor activity, RNA polymerase II-specific; cAMP response element binding
Source: RefSeq, a predicted model, not a curated record